AAAUAGAACCAAAUAAUGCCGAAACAUUGAGGAUUCGUGGAGACACUUACUUAAGAUUAAAUAAUUACAAUAAAUCUCUUUCAGAUCUUAAUAAAUCCCUAGAAAUAGAACCAAGCAAUGCUGACACAUUGUUCAUUCGUGGAACAACCUACGGAAUGUUGAAAAAAUAUAACGAAUCUAUUUCGGAUCUUAAUAAAUCACUAGAAAUAGAACCAAACAAUGCCGACACAUUGAGAAUUCGUGGACAAACCUACAGAAUGUUGAAUAAAUAUAAUGAAUCUCUUUCAGAUUUUGAUAAAUCACUAGAAAUAGAACCAAAUAAUGCCGAAACAUUGAGGAUUCGUGGAGACACUUACUUAAGAUUAAAGAAUUACAAUAAAUCACUUUUGGAUCUUAAUAGAUCCCUAGAAAUAGAACCAAACAAUGUCGACACAUUGAUCAUUCGUGGAAUAACUUACAGAGUGUUGAAUAAAUAUAAUGAAUCACUUUCAGAUCUUAAUAAAUCACUAGAAAUAGAACCGAAUAAUGCCGAUGCAUUGAGGAUUCGUGAAGAAACUAACAGAAUGUUAAGUAAGUACAACAAAUCACUUUGA
This is a messenger RNA of Acaulospora morrowiae, 593 nucleotides long. The record is from the annotation of a GenBank genome assembly. Lineage: Eukaryota; Fungi; Glomeromycota; Glomeromycetes; Diversisporales; Acaulosporaceae.